UGAAGGCAGCGGCAUGUAUCCCACAACAGCGCCAUCCUUCCACAGUCUGUUUUGGUGGGAGACCCCUCACGGAAAAAAAGUGUUUGGCAAGGAAAGGGUUAAGGAGUUUAUAGGGUCCAGAUCGAUGCCUCCUCUCCCACACGUCGCCAUGAACAAAUGAAUUCGCGGGGAAUUAAAUAUCAAUUUCACAAAGGAGAAAGAGUCCUGUGCUUUGAACCCGACCCUACCAAGGCUAAAGUGUUGUAUGACGCUAAGGUCCUUGAUAUCUUAAUAGGUACAGAUGAACAUGGAAGAAGAAUCCCAAAGUACCUGAUUCACUUCAACGGCUGGAACAGAAGCUGGGAUCGUUGGGCUGCAGAGGAUCAUGUCCUAAGGGACACUGAGGAAAAUCGUAAAUUGCAACGUAAACUGGCUCGCAAAGCUCUAGGUCGCAUGAAGAGAAAAGGAUGGGCGAAGAGGCGUCGUCGUCAGUCUGGUACUAAAUCCUCUCUGAAGACUCUCCCUAAGGAGGACGACAGUGAUGACGCAUGUUUGAUUUCGUCUUCAGAGAGCAGUGACGGCGACGAUUCUGACCCUGAAUCUUCAAAUAGUGGGGACAGCACCUUCUCUGAGGAUAUCAACAAAAUGAGGGUUGAACCAGACAUUAAUGUCAAGAGGGAGUGUGAGGAGAAGGUUGUCCAUGUUGACAUCAGCAUCCCUGAUGUUCUGAAGAAGAAACUGGAGGAUGACUGUUUCUACAUCAACAAGAGGAAAAAGCUGGUGAUGGUUCCCUGUCAGACGAAUGUCGUGCACAUCCUGGAGUCCUAUGUGAAACACUUUGCCCUCAACAAAGCAUUCAUGGCCAAUGACAGGUACCGGCGGCAGCAGAGCACCACACAGAGCAGCAGCCCACAACCAGUGCCACCAGAGAAGAGCGAGGAGCUGUGUAAGGAGAUGGUUGACGGCCUGAGGAUCACCUUUGACUUCACCUUACCCAUGAUCCUCCUCUACCCCUGUGAACAAGCUCAGUUCAAAAAGGUCAGCUCCUCAAGGCUCUUUCUGGCCAUGAAUGAAAGCUCCCCCUGCUCCAGCAACACCCAACGUGAGCGCAGCCCGAGCCCGUUGGGACACAACCCCCCUACUCCUCAGUCCACAGACAGCCAGCCGGCGCUUAGCGACGUCUCUGCCACCACCCCCACCGCCCCAGCCCCCACCCCGAAGCGCCGGCGCCACCCUGACAUGGACUGUAUCUCAUACCAGUCCCAGUCUCUCAGGCGCUCUACCAGGAACACGUCUGGAGGUGACAGGCCAGCUGAAGGAAGUAGUGGAGGUGGAGGCAGUGCCACAGCAUCCCCGCAGCUCAAACGACGUCUGGUUGACACGUCAUCGCAGCCCAAGUUCUUCCUCAAUCUCGAAAGAAAAACCCCAGUACACAGUGGCUCAUCUUCCCCAUUGCCCUUGACGCCAAGCAAAGAGCGAAGCGGGCCAUUCUAUGGCCUGGAGAGCCGGAGAAACAAUGAGCUUAAUGAGGUCCUAAGCUGGAAGCUGACCCCUGAUAACUACCCUCUGAGUGACCAGCCCCCUCCACCUUCCUACCUGUACGGAUCACAGCACCUGUUGCGGCUUUUUGUGAAGCUUCCUGAGAUCCUGGGAAAGAUGCAGAUCCCUGAGAGGAAUCUCCGAGCCCUGAUCAAACAUCUGGAACUUUUUCUCAGGUUUCUGGCAGAGUUCCAUGAGGAUUUUUUUCCUGAGUCCGCAUAUGUGUCAGCAUCAGAGGCCCACUACAGCAUGAAACAACCGAGGCCCGUUUACUGAAGGAGACACUGGCCAUUGUGUUUCCUUCCUUUGCCGUUUUUUCCCUGACCUGCCCCUUCAGCUUGUCAAGACUGACCUGUGCUGGGCUCCUGUACAGAGGGAUAAUAGCAGCUUUCUCUGGAGUUAAGCUGCAUUGUGCUUUCCUGGACCUCUCUUUUUUCUCCUCUGGCCUAACAUUAGUUUUCCUCCUGUUGCCUCGUGGAACCAGUUGCUUAUACCAUGCCACUAACCCCUCGCCUGCGCUCUAUUUGUAGUACUGUUGUGCAUGCGAGGCCACCCUGCGCUGCUUUGCUUCAGUGUACUGCUCCAAGGCAUGUCGAGUGCUGUGUGUUGGCUGCCUUUUUGUAGGCCCCAUGUGAGAUUUAAUUCUUAGGAGAGAGCUACUACCAACCCAGCUUUCCAAGCCUUUCUUCAUUGUCAUCUGCUUUUUUGUUACCUGGCUUCUUAAGACUGAGCCAAGGCUGGAGGGUGUCUUCUGAUGAUCUGAUAUUGUCUCAGAUAUUAGAAGCUAGCUAAAACAAAACACAUGUGGAACCAGACACAAUCACUGCUAUUUGGCAGGCCCCUUUUUUCUCCUGCCAUGACUUUGCCAUUCUUCAUAGCCACAGUUUUUGAAUAUUGUGGUUUAUUCAUAGAAGGGACACAGAUUGAAAAGCUCUGUGUUCAGCCUCCCCAGUAAACUAACCUUGGAGGCACUGUAUGCUGUUUUGGAAGCUUGGCCCCUCUUAAUGUUAGUGACUUCCUUUAAGUGCUUCCUGUGCAGUGCCGCCAGUGACCCUCCUCUGGAAAUGAUUCCUGUAAAGCUACAGUAGGACUUGCUUUUCCUAUCCUGGAGAUGGUUUGCUGCUUUCACUGAGCAAUUCUUAUUUGCUGACGCUCAAAAAACUUUUUAUCAGGAAUGUUGUCUUCCCUCCAGAUUUUCCUCUAGUACUACACUUUUUGGAUGUGUAAUGUCCUCUAAGUGUCCAUUAGAGACUCUUAUUUCCUGCUUUGUCUUGCUUUUGAUGUUGUCCUGUGCAUGUCUGAUAAAUGUCUGUAUGCUUUUUAUUUGACUUUGUUUUGUCUGUUUCUCUGACAAUAGCUUCCUUUUAACAGGAAGGAUAAGUUGCAAUGGUGCUGUGUACCACAUGUCACAGCAAUGUAGUUAUAUACUAUAUAAGUUCUAUCUUGUUGUGAAGCUAAUCGUAAUCUACAGUUAAAGACCAGAGGCUGUUAGUAUAUGCAAAUAUUACUUGAGUUGCUUUCUUACAUGCACUGCAAACCUGAAAUUUUUCAGUGAUUACCUGAUGAAGUUGUAUGUGUGAACACAAAUGUCUACAUCAGUCAGAUCGGACAUCAAGCAGAUUUUAUCCCGCCCAUGUGUGAAUAAAGCAGGUAAUUGUCUGGGGAAUUCACACCAAGUGGAAGGGAGUGGCUUUACCUGCAGGUGCCACCCCUCGCCUAAACCAUUAGUAUUUAGUAUUUACAGUAGUAGUAGAACACAUCUCAUGCAGCCAUUCUCCGACUAUGUGCUGCAUCUGCGAUAGGGCAACACCAGCGGAUGUCCACACCUGAUACUCCAGACAUUAUCUGGAGUGCAUGUGAAAACGGCUUUAAAGAUAGUUUUAGACCAGCUCAGUUUAGUGAAUAUCACAGAGAUUAGACAAUCACCUAAAUGUGUCAAAAACAAAGAUAUGAUACAUUUAUGUGAUUUACACCAUAAUGACUGAAUAACCAUUUUAUAAGGAAAAAUGAACAACAAAUGCUAGGAAUUAUUUAAAAUGCAACAAAAGCGAUCAGUUUGGUUCCUUGUUAUGCCAUUGUGAAAAUGUAAAUACAAACCACCUGUUGGAUCAGUUAGUUAUUUAUUUUUCUUUACAUAUCACUGGAUCACUCUGUUUGUGUUGUUUCCUGAGUUGGUUAUGAAACACUUGACAAAGGCCAAUACAGACUUGUUGCUAAUACACAGUUAGUUUGUCUCACCUGUUUCUCGAACAAAUAUAUCUGUAGAUACAGUGUAAAUUUCUGCAUAAUAACAGACUUGUAGGUUUAAUACAGUGGUUCUAUGUUCUCAGUGUUGUGUACAGAGGUAUCGUUUGCAUAGCCUGUUGGACUUUUAUAUUGUGUGUCAUUUCAGCGUUCUACCCAUAUCGUCUUCAUAGCGUAGACGAUAUUAAAUAAAGACUUUUACUAAAA
Lates calcarifer (barramundi perch) is the source of this 3969-nucleotide messenger RNA. RefSeq names its product MSL complex subunit 3. NCBI's taxonomy places the organism in Eukaryota, Metazoa, Chordata, Actinopteri, Centropomidae. Gene Ontology annotation, biological process: chromatin organization; regulation of DNA-templated transcription. Gene Ontology annotation, cellular component: MSL complex; nucleus; NuA4 histone acetyltransferase complex. The transcript has 14 exons. The record is from RefSeq and is a predicted model, not a curated record. Bases 157 to 1794 code for a protein of 545 amino acids.